This is a messenger RNA of Sphaerodactylus townsendi, 2744 nucleotides long. It is a transcript of the gene C9orf72, whose product is annotated as C9orf72-SMCR8 complex subunit. Lineage: Eukaryota; Metazoa; Chordata; Lepidosauria; Squamata; Sphaerodactylidae. Gene Ontology annotation, molecular function: guanyl-nucleotide exchange factor activity. The record is from RefSeq and is a predicted model, not a curated record. Gene Ontology annotation, biological process: autophagy; endocytosis. Gene Ontology annotation, cellular component: autophagosome; endosome. The transcript has 7 exons. Bases 197 to 1078 code for a protein of 293 amino acids.
GGUACCAGAGCGUUAACCGGUGUUCUCGGUGUGGUCGGAGCGAGAGCGGCUGCGCGUGCGCACAAGGGAGAAGGGUGGGAGGCACCGCUGGGAGGAGGGCGCCUUCCCGAAGGCGCUCGUGUUUUCCUUCGCGCUGUUGGUUAACCCGUGCGGGUUUUAAGAAAAAGGCUUUGAUGAUGUGACAACUGGGGUCAUUAUGUCUGCUCUAUGUCCUCCUCCUUCUCCUGCUGUUGCCAAGACUGAGAUUGCAUUGAAUGGAGAGUCACCACUACUGGCUGCUACUUUUGCCUACUGGGAUAAUAUUCUUGGUCCCAGGGUCAGACACAUCUGGGCGCCAAAAACAGAUCAGCAACUCCUCAGUGAUGGAGAAAUAACAUUUUUGGCAAACCACACUUUGAAUGGGGAAAUACUUCGGAAUGCAGAGAGCGGUGCAAUAGAUGUGAAAUUUUUUGUUUUGGCUGAGAAAGGAGUCAUUAUCGUGUCCCUAAUUUUUGACGGAAACUGGAACGGGGACAGAAGUACCUAUGGACUUUCAAUUAUACUUCCACAAAAUGAGCUUAGCUUCUACCUCCCCCUACACAGAGUGUGUGUUGACAGGCUGACACAUAUUAUACGAAAAGGAAGGAUAUGGAUGCAUAAGGAAAGGCAAGAACACAUACAGAGGGCAGUUUUGGAGGGCACAGAGAGAAUGGAAGAUCAGGGCCAGAGCAUCAUUCCAAUGCUGACAGGAGAAGUAAUUCCUGUAAUGGAACUCCUUUCAUCUAUGAAAUCACACAGUGUUCUAGAAGAAAUAGAUAUACGUGACACAGUCCUCAGCGAUGACGAUAUUGGAGAUAGCUGUCAUGAAGGUUUUCUCCUGAAAGCUAUCAGUUCACACCUGCAGACCUGUGGUUGCUCAGUAGUUGUAGGAAGCAGUGCCGAAAAAGUUAAUAAGAUAGUGCGGACUCUGUGUCUCUUUCUUACUUCAGCUGAGCGAAAGUGUUCCAGGCUCUGUAGAAGUGAAACUUCUUUCAAGUAUGAGUCAGGACUUUUUGUGCAAGGGUUGCUCAAAGUAAGGUCUUUAUUUUUGUUUCCUUAAACUGAACUCUCUCUAAAAGCCAGUAACUUGAAUCCUUAAUUUCUAACCAAUGCAUGGAAAUGUACCAGUGUUUUUUCUGCCAGAAUCACUUCUAUAUCUGUUUUUCUGACUGGAUGUUGUACUUUUUCUUUAUAUUAAAAUGUAUAUUUCCAUCCCGAUAUUUAUCACAAGUGGGGAAAAUCUACUUAAUUUUUUUACCCUAUUCUUCUGCCCUAGUGGCUCCCUAGACCUAGAUGAUUACAAAUGUAAAAGAAUUUAGCAAGAAACAAUAAUACAAUAAGCAACUGCCAAUUUCAAUUAUAUAAAAAGUAUAUAAGUAGUCAUUCUAUUUAUAAAAUACAGUGAGAGCCAUAAACAAAUUAAAAUUACACAAAAGCCAUCACAAUAGGUCCUGAAAAAUAUCUCAACUAUUGAAAGAAAAGUCCCUGCAAGAAUAGAACAAAAGAGAUGGUGAAGAUUAUGUAUUUUUAUUUGGCUGAAUUCAUUGCCAACGUAAAUACCUCUUUGCCUUCUGUACAAAAAGUAGAUUUGGUAGCUGAUAAUAUAUACUGGACAAUGUCAUAAUAUUUAUGUCAUCAUACAGGAUUUAAUUAAAAUGCUAGUGUGACCUUGUCUGACAGAACAUCAGAUUUUUGAUAUGUAGGAAUGGGUAGCACAUGUUCUAGUCUGGAUGAACCUGUGCUGGAUGCAUAAAGCUGCGUUACAUUGAAUCAGGCCAUCCAGGUUGGCAUUGUCUGCUGUGAUUGACAGUGCUUUUUCAGCAUCUCAGGCCUGAUCUCUUUAACCAGAAUGUCAAGGAUUGAACCUGGGAUCUUCCUUAUGCAAAGCAUCUGUUCUAUCACUGAUCCAUGGUCUUCCCCAUGCAUGGGUAACCUGCUUCCAAACCACUUAGGAGUGGAAGGAAGAGUAUAGUAUUUAUAAUAUGGCGAGCAAAACCACAAAGCAAAGUUCUGUUUCUUCUUCUGACAAAUGAGCUAACUGUGGUUUUGUUUCAAGAAAGAGUUGUGGCUGACCAGCUUCCCAGACUGAGUUAUGAAUUGAUGAAAAACAUCCUCAGUUUAGAUUCCCAUAACCUUCUGGAUUCAGAGAAACUCACAAUUGUUCCUGCUUCCACAAUAAGGCAUGCUACACAGUGUGACAACCACAGGUUUAAAAUGAAAAUCCCAAUUAUAAUUUUACUUACUUGGAGAUAAGUUUUGAUUAUGUCAGUGAACCUCUCCUUUGAGUUUCUCAUAAAGACGCUGUCUGUCUUGAGCAUGCUGUCUUGAAUCAAAAGCCUGCCGUCAGUAGUUUGUGAGCUCACCGUUGAUGACUUUGAGAGCCUAAGUAGUGUGAAAUCAGUUUUUUCCCCUUUAGCUUUCGUCUAGGAAGGCCCUGCUAGUCCAAUUCUGCUUGCUGCCUUGGAAGCUUAUAUUUGAAGGAAAUGUGGGACAGAACUCUUUUAAAUAAUCAAGAUUUUGAAUGUUGUCUGUACUGAAAAACCACUUUUUGUGGCAGCUUGGCAUUAUUUAGUUGAAUGAUCACAUCUAUUGAUUUUGCUUGAACAGUAUGAAAAAUUUCAUGAUUUUAAUUCCUCUGACUCUUUUAGCAAGUAGGAGGUGUUUUUUUUCCCCCAAUUUGACAGGAUGUAACUGGAAGUUUUGUGCUGCCUUUCCGGCAAGUGAUG